This is a messenger RNA of Bactrocera oleae (olive fruit fly), 3164 nucleotides long. It is a transcript of the gene Cip4, whose product is annotated as formin-binding protein 1-like Cip4. NCBI's taxonomy places the organism in Eukaryota, Metazoa, Arthropoda, Insecta, Diptera, Tephritidae. Gene Ontology annotation, molecular function: protein binding. The record is from RefSeq and is a predicted model, not a curated record. Gene Ontology annotation, biological process: signal transduction.
AUUUUAAGUAAAAAUAAUAAAAAAGAAUAAAAAACUCAUUAAUGUAUGUAUUAUUUUUUUGUAUUUAUACUACAAAAUGCUUUAUGAUAACUUUUUAAGGAGUAUGGUGCACCUUUGAAGAGGGAUUAUGGGAUUUUGUACCAAACACAUACUUGCAAUUUUCCAUUUAGUUGAUUCUAGUUCGGCAGGCUAAUAUAAUUGUAGAAGAAAUCAUUCUUUAAAAUAUAUUUUUCAAAAUUUUUUCUUGUAGACUGGGCCGGACCCAGGUAUCAAUUCGGGUUUUCAAAAACCUUUUCUCGUCGGCACGUCAUAAAAUGAGGAUUUAUAUAUUUAUAAGGUUCUCGGAUAUAUAAUACAACAUAAAAAAUCCGGAUCCUAAUUGGACGUUAUUGCUCAAGAAAUUUGGCAUAUCUCGAAAUAAUUUAAAAUAUAAGCAACACACAAUAUAGAUCCGAUUCACACCCAAAAUGCAACCUUUACUAUGUUCACACUUUGGCCGCACUGGCACUGCCAGUGUUCACGAAAACCUGAUAGCAAAGAACGAGUCAGUUUUCGAGUGAAUUUGCAGGUAAAUGUGUUAUUAGCUGCGGCAAAUCGUUUGCAACGCCGCGUUAUUGUUGUUGUUUUUUUAAGUGAUUGGUGAAAAAAAUUUCCAUGGAUAAAUUUAUUGGAUACGAAAAUCUAUAGUGUUUAACUAAAAUUUCUGUUAAAAAUUAAAUUUUUGUGAAUUAGAAGUAACUCUUGAACCCGCCUGCUGUUACUGUUGGCGGCUGUGUUCUACCCCACUAGCAGCAACAGGAGUAAAUAUUCAUAUUUUAGCUGUGUAAAAGACUGUAUUUUUGUUUUACAACGUUUAGGACUAGUAAACCUACAUCGGUAGUGUUUCGGAGUGAGUGUCAAAAAUAAAAACAACAACAAAUUGUUGGAUACAAAAGGUAUUUUUUUGUGAAUUUACUGUCUGGCUUAAAUAACAUAAACGCAAAACUGGCGGACGAACAAGCAGAAAGCGCCAACAAGAUGAGUUGGGGAACGCAACUUUGGGAUCAGUAUGAAAAUAUAUCGUCACAGACGAACAAAGGCAUAGAAUUCCUUGAAAAAUACUGCAGUUUCAUACAAGAUCGUCUGGCGAUAGAAAAAGAAUAUGCCACCAAAUUGCGACGCUUAGCGAAAAGCUACCAGCCCAAAAAGCGCGAGGAGGAAGACAACGAAUUUUCAUCCUGCCAAGCUUUUCGCAAUGUUUUGAAAGAAAUCAACGACUUAGCGGGCCAGCGCGAAGUAGUUGCCGAAUCACUGGAGCAACGCAUCGUGCAAGGCAUACAAGUGCUCUCCAAAGCGUUACGAGAUGAACGAAAGCGAUGUCUCACUGAAGGCACAUCCCUACAACAGACCCUCACCGCACAGUUGGGCGCACUCGAUCGCGCCAAACGCAACUAUGAGAAGGCCUUUCGCGAGUCGGAAAAAGCUGUGGAGAAUCACAAGAAAGCCGAUAUGGAUCUGAAUUUAAGUCGAGCCGAAGUGGAACGCUAUAAGAAUAUAAUGACAGCGAAAAUACAACAAUCGGACGAUGCGAAAAACGAAUAUGCUAAUCAACUGCAGAAGACGAACAAUUUACAAAGGCAGCACUACGGUGUAUCAUUGCCAACAGUUUUCAAUCGCCUACAAGAGCUGGAUGAGAAGCGCACAGGCGGCAUACGUGAGUUCAUCAUUGGCACAGCAGAGGUCGAAUCGGCGGUGGCGCCUAUCAUUGCACGGUGUAUGGAGGGCAUUGUCAAGGCGGGCGAGUCAAUAAACGAAAAGGAAGACUCCUUCAAAGUCAUAGAAAGGUAUCAAUCGGGCUUCACACCACCAACCGACAUACCCUUCGAUGAUCUGUCAAAGCAGAAUCCCGACUCACCGUUAGAUUCCCGUGUGCUUUCAAAUCAUUUCACCGUCAAGGGCACCAUUAGCAAAGGCGUUAAGAAACGCACAGCGAUCUUCAGCUUCUUCGGUAGCAAUAAGCCACAGAAGAUUUAUGAAGCCUGUAUCACCAUGAAGAACUCCUUAACGGCGGACGGCCAAAAGGAAGACUUCAGCGAUUUACCACCGAGUCAAAGGCGCAAGAAGCUACAAGCUAAAAUUGCCGAAUUGCAGCAUAAACUGAAUCAGGAGGUGGCCACACGUGAUGGUCUGAUGAAAAUGAAAAUGGUCUAUGAAUCCAAUUCAUCGCUGGGCAAUCCGAUGACAGUCGAAGGACAGCUGAAUGAGUCCGAGCACAAAAUGGAAAAGUUACGCAUGGAUUUGAAGAAGUUCCAAGGCUAUUUGGAGAGUGCGAAUCAAAUGCCCCUGGCCAGUAAUAGUCCGCAGGCGAGUCGCAUACUCAUGCAGAAUGGACACCGAACAUCAAGACAUUCCAAUGGCAGUGCCGAAGAUCACAACGAUGAUGGCGACGAUCAUGCCGAUGAUGGUGGCAGCUUAAGCAGGUCAGGUUCUGAGGAUAAUGUGGCGCAAAUACAAAAUGGGCAUAAUAAUAACAAUAACGGCAGUUCGGCUAGUCCCGAAAGCGGUUUGGGUACGUCGCACACCUCACUGCCGGGUUCAGGACAGGGUAGUGCGAACGAGAACGCCAUCGGUGAGGACGACUAUGAUGGCGCGGAGAUUGAGGUGCUGCAACCGUUGGGCACGUGUCGAGCGCUCUAUCCCUUCGAAGCGACCAGCGAAGGCAGCAUACCAAUGAUUGAGGGCGAAGAACUGCAAGUCAUUGAGAUCGAUCAGGGCGACGGUUGGACGCGCGUGCGCCGUGCCAAUGCCGCGAACGGUUGGGAUGAGGGAUUCGUGCCGACUAGUUAUAUUGAAUGUACACUUCCAUACAUACAUUUAGUUGAGAGCAUGGCGUUCAUUUAUAAAAACAACAAAGCUAUCGACUGCGCUGAGCCGAGCAGUUCCACAAGCAGCACACCGACUAUUGACUUUUUCGAGCAACAACACAGCAGUGUUGUUUAGCAAACUAUGUAAAUGUGUAUGUGUCCUAAAUGUUUCGAUUCCAAAAUGACCAAAUAUGAUUUGCUGACUUUGAGCGCAAGAUAGAGAGAGAGAGAGAGGGAAAGUAUCUUAAGCGUGAAAUAAUUAAUUAACAAGUAUUGUGAAUUGCUUUUCAUUAUGUACUAUUAUUCUUUUUUUAUUUUAAA